Ichthyophthirius multifiliis is the source of this 165-nucleotide messenger RNA. RefSeq lists its product as hypothetical. Lineage: Eukaryota; Ciliophora; Oligohymenophorea; Hymenostomatida. The record is from RefSeq and is a predicted model, not a curated record. The transcript has 2 exons.
AUGUUGAAAAAGUCAGUAAUUAAAGAAAUUAAUGAUGAGAAAGAUAUGGAUAAUACCAGACUCGACAUUAGUCCUAAUACUCCUAAAGAAGAAUAUUUCUAAAAUGAAGAAGAUAUAGAAGAAAUUAGAUUAACUAGAGUUAGAAAAUAAUAGACUUUUAAUUGA